This is a messenger RNA of Cyprinus carpio (common carp), 3343 nucleotides long. Its product is annotated as alpha-adducin-like. Gene Ontology annotation, cellular component: focal adhesion; postsynaptic density; cytoskeleton. Lineage: Eukaryota; Metazoa; Chordata; Actinopteri; Cypriniformes; Cyprinidae. The record is from RefSeq and is a predicted model, not a curated record. Gene Ontology annotation, biological process: positive regulation of adherens junction organization; positive regulation of establishment of endothelial barrier; barbed-end actin filament capping. Gene Ontology annotation, molecular function: actin filament binding.
UCAGAAGCCUCUUCACCUCAGCGAGCGCUGAGCGCCGCGCCCCAGUCUGCGAGACGCGUACAGAAACAAACGGCUGCAGACAGAAACAGUGAACAAAAUCCCGCUAACGGAGAAAAACCUCGAGCUCCCCGUCUGUCACCGAGUCGCUGUCCACUCCGACCGCACAUCUAGACCCAAAUAAGCGUGUGUGAUGAACGGAGACUCCGGUGCAGGGGUGGUGACGGCCCCCCCGCCCACCAACCCCCCUCAUAAGGAGCGCUAUUUCGACCGCGUGGACGAGAGCAGCCCGGAGUACCAGAGAGAGAGGAACAUGGCGCCGGACCUGCGGCAGGACUUCAACAUGAUGGAGCAGCGCAAGAGAGUCUCCAUGAUCCUGCAGAGUCCAGCGUUCUGUGAUGAGCUGGAGUCUCUGAUCCAGGAUCAGAUGAAGAAAGGGAAAACCCCCACCAGUUUGCUGGCGCUGCAGCAGAUCGCUGACUUCAUGACCACCAGCGUGCCCACCAUGUACCCCGCGGCCCCCCAGGGAGGCAUGGCGGCCCUCAACAUGAGUCUGGGGAUGGUGACUCCAGUGAAUGAUCUGAGAGGUUCAGACUCCAUCGCUUAUGAGAAAGGAGAGAAGCUCUUACGCUGUAAACUCGCCGGGUUUUAUCGCCUGGCCGACCUUUUCGGCUGGUCUCAGCUCAUCUACAACCACCUGACGGUCCGGCUGAACUCUGAACAGGAGCGUUUUCUGAUUGUCCCUUUCGGGCUUCUGUACAGUGAAGUCACUGCCUCCAGUUUGGUCAAGAUUAACCUGCAGGGGGAGAUUGUAGACAGAGGCAGCACUAAUCUGGGCGUAAAUCAGGCUGGAUUCACCCUUCACUCCGCCAUCUACGCUGCCCGACCGGACGUCAAGUGCAUAGUGCACAUUCACACACCCGCUGGCGCCGCGGUGUCUGCCAUGAAGUGUGGUCUGCUGCCCAUUUCCCCCGAGGCUCUGUCGCUGGGCGAGGUUUCAUACCACGAUUACCACGGUAUCCUGGUGGACGACGAGGAGCGCGUCCUCAUACAGAAGAACCUGGGUCCCAAGAGCAAGGUGUUGAUUUUGAGGAAUCACGGUCUGGUGUCUGUUGGAGAAACAGUUGAAGAGGCAUUUUACUACAUUCACAACCUGGUCACAGCCUGCGAGAUUCAGGUGAACACCAAAUUACAACUUUCCAUUUCUGAACAUUUUAAUGUGAUAAUGUUAGACAGUGGAGGGUGUAAUUACAGGCUGGUUAUGUUGGAGCCGGUCGGAGACGGGUCCGGCUCGCACCCCAACUGGCAGAUCGGGGAGCAGGAGUUUGAGGCCUUGAUGAGGAUGCUGGAUAAUCUGGGCUACAGGACCGGAUAUCCGUACCGCUGCCCCGCGCUGCGUGAUAAAGCAAAAAAGUACAGUGAUGUUGAGAUCCCCCCUUCAGCCACGAGCUACUCAUACGCUGAGGACAGUGACUCGGGUGCGCGCUCCCCGUUAAAGCACAGCUUUCAGCGGCAGCAGCGGGACAAGACUCGCUGGCUAGCGUAGGGGACUGUGAAGGGGGGGAGGGAGGGAGGGGUAGAGGCGAGGACUAGGUGUGGGGUGUGGACGAACAUAACACACGAUCACGUGAAACCCUUGCUGCAGUCUCUCUCGUCCGGUGUCUGCGUGCCAAGCUGUAUUACCAACUGCUUGUGGACUAAGGAGGACAGUCUCCGUCAGGCUGCUGUGGCCAAUCAGUUCGUCCCUCUGAACACCAACCCCAAAGAGGUCCAAGAGAUGCGCAACAAGGUAUCAAUUCAAGAUCAGGAUGAGUUUACGGCAGGUCCACAGUCGCAGGUGCUCACAGGUGCCGUGGUUGACCGCUCCUAUGUCCAGAGAGUGACUGUAUGGCACCUGACUCUACUGUUGCAGGACGCUCCUCUCUCAGACUGUACGGACUCUAUUGAUGGCACUGACCCUUCAGGGAGCUUUAGUCCCUCUAGGUCUGUUCGAAAGGGGGAGCUAGUGACCGCGUCGAAAGCCAUCAUCGAGAAGGAGUACCAGCCUCGUGUCGUGGUCAGUAAAACUGGACCGAACCCCUUCAACAAGCUCACAGACCACGAGCUGGAGGAGUAUCGCAAGGAAGUGGAGCUCAAGCAGAAAGGCACAGAAGGUAAGAACACAAAUACUGUCCGAUCAAUACUGAGACUGAAACGUCACGUGCGGGAAGGAGGGGAUCCGCAGGCCACUGCGACCCCCCCGCCCUCCAUAAUCUCCAGCCGCGGCACUGAGUCGGGUCGGGACAGCCCUGCGGAUCCUCCAGGAUCCCCUCAGAAGGAGUUUCUCUCGGCGGUGCUGAAAGCUCUGGGCUGUGAUGUUGAGUCUGAGCCGUCUGCAGGUCAGACACCGGAGGCUGAAGAGGAGAAGGUCCCCAGCUCACCUGUGCGUCUGGAGGAAGAGGCACAGCAGGAGCAGACGUUUAAAGACGAGACCCUCCCCGAUCUGACCCCCGACGAAGUCUUCGAAGACCCCGCCCUCCCUGCAGAAGACCCCGCCCCUGAGCAGGCAGACCCCGCCCCUCAGUCAGAAGGGGAGGAGCCUGUUGCCGGGGACGACGCGGCUGGUGAUCACGGCAGCGACGAAUCGCCCAACAAAUCCCCGUCAAAGAAGAAGAAAAAGUUUCGCACCCCAUCGUUCCUGAAGAAAAACAAAAAGAAGUCCGAAACCCAGUGAGGAAGCUUUGCUCAGGCCUCCGGCUUGAAAUCGAUUCGUUUUUGUACCAUGUUCACAUUCAGCGUGUCGAUCUUUUUAUUAAAGCUUCAGAUUGUUUUUAUUCUUUUAAUAAAUGCUGGCUGAAGUGCAGUUUAAAGUGCGGCUCGUCAUGUUCAACACGUCUGUUUUUAUAAACCAACAACCGCUACAAUGUAUCGCAAAUGUAUCCGAUGUUACUGUUAGAGGAAAUGAAUCGAUGAAAGACUUCCUCCUGGUGUUUAAUGGAGUCUCUGCUCUGCUGCAUGUUUACGAGUCUUCAGAUCACAUCUAUAAACACCUGCAGAGAAAUGCCUCGUAUGAUCAUAACCUGUAAGACUAGACCAGAAUAUUCUGAUUUGUUUUUGGAUGGAAAUAACCUGUUUAUCACACAUUUCACGAUAAAGGCAUGUUUUGUUUGGUUUAAAGAAGAUGAAGCUUUUAUUGUGAUAUUUUACAUAACAAAUAAGCACAUUUCCCUCCCAAUUAUCUGCAAAAUACAUUUUUUGUGUGUGUGUGUGUGAAAUCCAAAAUGAGUCAAAAUGUUUUUAAUUGCUAUGAAAAUAAAGCCAUAAUGCAAAAUCUCUUACUUAUUAAGAAAUUAAUUUCUGAAUGCAA